AUGGCAAUAGCUACAUCUCAUCAUGGACAAAACCAAUCAAUUAAUGAAUCGAAUCGUAAACAUCAGCGUAUUGAACGACAAUUCACGAGUGAUCAAAUAGCUGCAUUAGAAAUUGAAUUUAUUUAUGCUAAAUAUAUGACACGUCAUGGACGUAUUCGAAUUGCUCGUAAAUUAGGUUUAAAUGAACGACAAGUUAAAAUUUGGUUUUUUAGUCGACGAAAGAAAUGGCAGAAUGAAUCCAGAAUAAGCAAUCAUCCUCACGGAUAUCUAAAUGUAAAUACAACUAAUUGA
Molecule: messenger RNA, 291 nt
Organism: Adineta steineri
Lineage: Eukaryota; Metazoa; Rotifera; Eurotatoria; Adinetida; Adinetidae
Source: the annotation of a GenBank genome assembly